UGGCAAACAGAAACGAAGGGUUAUCAGUUCUGGACACAAUCUGACGAGAAAGGGAAUUUCUUAAUUAAAAAUGUUCGAGAAGGGGACUAUAAUUUGUAUGCAUGGGUCCCUGGAGUUGUUGGAGAUUAUAAGCAUGACAUUAAUAUUACCGUCAAAGCAGGAUCUAAGUUCAAGUUGGGAGCCAUUGUGUAUAGGCCUCCCAGAUAUGGUCCUACAUUGUGGGAAAUUGGCGUUCCCGAUCGCUCUGCUGUUGAGUAUUUCGUGCCGGACCCCUAUCCAACACUCAUGAACCGACUGUACACUAAGGACACCAUGGACAAGUUUAGGCAAUACGGAUUAUGGGAACAAUAUGCAGAUAUCUAUCGUAACGAUGACCUCAAGUACACCGUCGGCGUUAGUGAUUAUACUCGACAGUGGUUCUUUGCUCAUGUUACCAGGGAAAUAGGAAAUAGGACAUAUCAAGCAACGACAUGGCAGAUUAUGUUUGAGCUUCCAUAUGUUGAUAAUCCAGGACCUUACACACUUCAAGUGGCCUUGGCAUCAGCAACUGACUCUGAAUUACAGGUUCGACUCAACGAUGCAAAUGCCGAAAAACCUCAUUUCACCACAGGGCUAAUCGGCAAGGACAACGCCAUUGCCAGACAUGGAAUUCAUGGGUUGUACAGGUUUUAUAGUAUCAAUGUUCCAAGCAAUAAACUUUACAGAGGAAACAACACAAUCUAUCUAACUCAGUCAAGAAGCAGAAGCCCCUUCCAAGGAAUUUUGUAUGAUUACAUUCGCUUAGAAGGUCCCCCUGCCCGUGAAACUUGAUAACGCCAAAAUGCUG
This is a messenger RNA of Pistacia vera, 826 nucleotides long. Its product is annotated as probable rhamnogalacturonate lyase B. The record is from RefSeq and is a predicted model, not a curated record. NCBI's taxonomy places the organism in Eukaryota, Viridiplantae, Streptophyta, Magnoliopsida, Sapindales, Anacardiaceae. Gene Ontology annotation, molecular function: carbohydrate binding. The transcript is spliced from 6 exons. The annotation marks the transcript as partial.